Chelmon rostratus (copperband butterflyfish) is the source of this 2206-nucleotide messenger RNA. Its product is annotated as EGF-like repeat and discoidin I-like domain-containing protein 3. The record is from RefSeq and is a predicted model, not a curated record. The coding region runs from base 112 to 1545 and encodes 477 amino acids. Gene Ontology annotation, molecular function: calcium ion binding. The transcript is spliced from 10 exons. NCBI's taxonomy places the organism in Eukaryota, Metazoa, Chordata, Actinopteri, Chaetodontiformes, Chaetodontidae.
AUCCCCAUAUUUCCGACAGCACCUUAAGGCAGCAUUAGUUAGACGUUUAGCGGUGUCGCGUCGCUGCGAACAAACAACCCGGCGGAACAAACAAAGCGAGAGAAAACAAACAUGAAACGUCGCGGAGAUGUCACGACAGCGACUGUGGCAACAUUUCUUCUCCUGCUCUGCCUCUUUUCAGUCCGAGGCGACUACUGCGAGGUGAACCUUUGCCACAAUGGAGGAACAUGUGUGACCGGGGUCGGGGACGAGCCGUUCAUCUGCAUCUGCGCGGACGGCUUCGGUGGAGACACCUGCAACCUGACAGAGACAGGGCCCUGCAGUCCGAACCCCUGCAGGAACGACGGGUCGUGCGAGAUCAUCACUCCGACCAGACGAGGAGACGUCUUUAACGAGUACAUCUGCAAGUGCCAGCCGGGCUUCGAGGGGGCGCACUGCCAGAUCAAUGUGAACGACUGCGCCAACCAGCCCUGCAACAAUGGCGGGAUAUGCCGGGAUCUCGAUGGAGACUACACCUGCCAGUGUCCCUCGCCGUAUGUGGGGAAGCAGUGCCAGCUACGUUGCAUUUCCCUGCUGGGGAUGGAGGGAGGAGCGAUCGUGGAGUCCCAGAUCUCGGCUUCCUCUGUGCACUACGGCAUCCUGGGGCUUCAGCGUUGGGGCCCCGAGUUGGCUCGACUCAACAACCAAGGCAUCGUCAAUGCCUGGACGUCCGCCGCCCACGACAGGAACCCCUGGAUCGAGAUCAACAUGCAGAAGAAGAUGCGUCUGACGGGCAUCAUCACUCAGGGCGCCAGUCGCAUGGGCACGGCGGAGUACAUCAAGGCCUUCAAGGUGGCGAGCAGCUUUGAUGGAAACUCUUACACCACUUACAGAGUGGAUGGCCAACGGAGGGACAAGGUUUUCGUGGGCAACGCAGAUAACGACAGCACAAAGACCAACAUGUUCGACCCUCCCAUCGUGGCCCAGUACAUCCGCAUCAUCCCUGUGGUUUGCCGCAGGGCCUGCACGCUGCGCAUGGAGCUGGUGGGCUGUGAGCUCAAUGUUUAUUCAAACGCGGCAGGUUGCUCAGAGCCUCUGGGAAUGAAGUCUCGCCUCGUCUCGGACGGGCAGCUCUCGGCCUCCAGCUCUUUCCGCACGUGGGGCAUCGACACCUUCACGUGGCACCCCCAGUUUGCCCGGCUGGAUAAGCAGGGGAAGACGAAUGCCUGGUCGCCUGCCCACAGCAACCGCUCGGAGUGGAUCCAGGUCGAUCUGGAGAAGACAAAGCGCCUCACAGGCAUCAUCACUCAGGGGGCCAAGGACUUCGGAGUGGUGCAGUUUGUGUCGGUGUUUAAAGUCGCGUACAGUAACGAUGGGGAGUCAUGGAGCACUGUGAAGGAGGAGAACACCAGCAAUGAUAAGCUUUUCCAAGGCAACAUCGACAACAACACCCACAAGAAGAACCUGUUCGAGCCUCCGUUCUACGCCCGCUACGUCCGAGUCGUCCCCUGGGAGUGGCACGAGCGCAUCACUCUACGCAUGGAGCUGCUGGGCUGCGAUGACUAGAAACCCACCGGCCCAUUGCUCCAUCUCCGCAGACCACAGCAGAGGAGUGGAUCUCAGACGGGAUCGUGUGUUCUGUGCUCCGUUGGUUUCUCUGGAUAAAGACCCUGUUGGCUGCUGGGACUGUAACACUCGUAGCACUUUCUGACUAGAGACUUUUUUAUGUUUGUGUUAAUAGAAUUGUUUGACAUUGCUCACAAACUAUGAAAUAUCCAUGAUUUGACUUUUAAUAGCUUUGGAUCUAAACAGAAUUUGCAUAGAGUUGCUGCAUAAUUUUCUCCUUCUCAGAACUCAAAUUGAUUUCCGGGUGAGGACUCUUGAUGAUAAUUCACCUCUUGCAGCUAUACUUGUUAGAUUGGCAGUUUUCUGUCUUUCAUUUGCAGUCAAGCACCAGUUAAAAACCCUGCAAAUUUUUUACAGUCUGCAGAGGAAAGACAGCAAACAUCCUCACAAUCGCGCCCUCACUAUGCACAUCAUCGUCCAGCUGUUCGCUCGAUAGCAUGAUGGCGCAGGGCCUGUGCAAUAUAGACAAUAUUUCAAUCCUGGAAGAGAUAAUAUGUCCAAAAGUAGAAUAUGAACCUUAAAAACUGCUGCACACAGCUCCUGCAAUCAGACGAUGGAACGACAAACUGAAGGGCUUUUUGCAAGUUUUUCAUGUUUUUUU